UUUCAUCUUUUUGGCCUGUAGCAGGAACUCUUGAUGCUAAAGCAAGAAAACACUGAGCUGAAAAAGGAGAUGGAAAAACUCAAAGAAGACCUGGAAGAGCACAGUUCCCGGGACAAUCCGUUGGAGGUUAAAAAGAAGGUGGCAGAGAUGCAGUUGAAGUUCACUCACCUGGAAGAGAUGAAGGAUGAUGGGGCAGAUAAGGAUAUGGACACCCAUUGUGUCUUUGGGGUGGCCACAAAAACCCCCUUCAGACUCAACCAGAACCAGGCACUGCUGACUUUUGAAGAUGAAGAAGUUGCCCGGAGGCUGACAAAGAUGAGCAAGCACUGUGUGAACCUGGACAACAGAACAGCAAAUGUGACAGUGAAACCUUUUGAACUCGACAUGGGAUUCCAGUUUGAGCUCCACGUCACUGUCUCUGGAAAGAAGAUCAACGUUUCAGACAUACCUGAGCUCCCCAUUCCUGAAGAGUGGAUGAGAGACAAACUUGAGCUGCAUUUCUACAAAACUGAGCAGGAAGAAGGAGGAGGAGAAAUAGAAGAAGUGGCCUACAACAGGGGGUCUGGGACAGCUGUCAUCACAUUCCUCAAGCCUGGAGCAAGCUACAACUUUGUGAGAUAUACUAAAUACCCUUUCUGUGUGGAGGAAACGUGGUUCUUCAUUUCUGUCUCACCACAUUUUGAUUUCCACUUGACGAAGUUUCAGCCACACUGCAGGGUUUCCAAGAAAACCAUUCUGCUGAAAGGAGUCCCAGAGGUGGAAGAGGAUGAAGAAAGUGUGCAGGACAUGAUUGAAAUCCACUUCCAAAAGCCAAGCAAUGGUGGGGGAGAGAUAGAAAAAAUCAAAUACAUCUCCAAAGGAGCAGCCUAUGUUUGCUUUGAGGAGGAUACUGAGGAUGCCAGCUCAGGAACCACAGAGGACUGAUGAGGUUUCAGGGGUUUCUGUAGAAAUUGUGCUUUAAUGCUCUGGAAUUGAUUGAAAGGAAUCCCUGCCUUGCUGCCUUGGCUCAUGGCUCUGGCUUUGGGGAGUCAGCAAAGCUCCCUGCCUGUGUUACACAUGAAAGGCACAGACCAGGCCUUCAGCAGCCCCUGAGACAGCUCACAUUUUCUGCAGCUUUGUUUAUUUUAUACCUUGCGCAUUUAAAAAUACUCCAGAGUGGGAUGAGCGGGUUGUUUCUUACCUUCUGGAUGCAAAAGCCAUAUUUAAUUUAAUCCCAAUCCAAGCCUCUUCCCAGUCCUGCUGUGUGAAGUGCCAGAGUUUCAGGAGGUGGCUCUGGCACAGCUCCAGUCCACCAGAACUCAAACACCUGAAAGAAUCCUGUAAUUUCAUAAAAGCCACUUUAUCAAAUUAGCGAUAGAAUUAAAAUAUAAAAUGGGAAGAACAGAAUAGAAUUAAAAUAGAAAUUAAAAUAGAUAGAAUUGAAAUAGAGAAAAUAAGAAAUUGCACUUAAGAAAUGCCCUGGCAUCUGCUGCCUUUAGCUGUUGGUAGCCUGCUUUAUUGUUUGGUUUUAAUAUUUGUUUCUGCAAUUCAAUUUUCCUCACUUUUGUUCAUGAUUUUGGUUACUUUAAACUGUUUCAGCCAAGGAUUGAGCUGGUGCUGUACCUGGUUUUGUAACAGUGCUGCUGAACAGCCCUGAGGGAAAACAAAUCCUCCUCUGACUUUGCACUUUGCCAUCCUUGGGGGCUGAAAUGGUUUGGCCCUAAUAGUCCUAACUCCAAACUAACAUGAGCCUGGCAUUGGAAAUAAUUUAUUUUGGAGGUAUUUGAUGUCUUGAUGUGCAGGGAAAGGAGAGGGAAUACCUCAGGGAUUAUUAUUGCAGACAAACUGGUAACUGGCAAUGGAUAAAAGUUGAGUGUGGAAAGUUAAAAGGCUGCAAACACCAGAGUUUAUUUUGAAUUUGCUGUUGAGUGAGAUCCAUGUGACUGUAGCACCUCUCACUGUUUAGGGCAUGCAAAGGCAGGGAUUGAUUACCUGACCACUGUAAAAUAAUAAUAAUUACUUCAAACAAAGUAGUGCUGAAGAAUUUACAGAAAUUGUGCACUUUUGGACUCUCAAAAACUUGGUAAGACCAGACACCUUAAAAAGAGAGGGGGAAAAACCUGAGAAAGGUAAAAAAUGUCAUGAAUUUCAACUGUAUCUCACAAAUAUUGACAAGUAAAUCAUUAAAAAGGAAAAAGCUUAAAAUUCUCAUAAGGUGUGACUCAUGGGGAGUAGUGAGAAGCUGCAGGUUUUACAGCCCAGAAAACAAAUCAGAUUUUUACACUUUAAAGACAAUGUCUGUAAAUACCUUGCCUUUGUCUCUGA
Molecule: messenger RNA, 2304 nt
Organism: Zonotrichia albicollis (white-throated sparrow)
Lineage: Eukaryota; Metazoa; Chordata; Aves; Passeriformes; Passerellidae
Source: RefSeq, a predicted model, not a curated record